AUUUUCGUUACAUGGACGCAACGUUUUAAUUGAUGUCCCCGCUAGUACUGCGACCACUUUAACAAGUUAUUGUUAAUGGCAACAGUACUUGCACAAGUCAUUUUUUUCUGCUGAAAUGAAAUACCUCUUCAUAGUUGCUGUAAUUGUGAUUUUUGGUAUAAGUAAAUCUGUUCAAGUUACGGACCAGCAAUAUGCAUCGAUGCCGGAUUUAUUUUAUCUUGAUAACUUUGACAAAUGCAUGUUAUAUGGGGACCGUGCAUUGUUUUGCUCUUUUAGAUAUACGUUAGAGCCUAUCGACGGUCAAAACGUCUCUGAAGUGUGGAAAAUCAUUCAGAAUGUAACAAGUCAUAUUGCCAAUUACCAACACAACCAGCUUAGACACCAAAUUUGCGUAACGACUACGUGUCAUGAUGUAAGGAAAGCACAUGAAAAUGAUCCUACAUUGAAAAGAGAACUUGAAGAUUGCUACAAUAAAAAGUACACCGAAUUAGGUUUAAAGGGAACGAUAAAAGAACUUUCAUGUGAAACGGCUAAUUCACGAUAUUCAGUUGACUGGCUGGACAUUAUCAGCGGAAUAUUUUUUAUUUUGUACGCGUCGUUUAUAUUGUACGCAACAUUUUACGAAUCGGUGGCAAGGUACAAAUCGCCUGAAGAGUAUAGACGGUUAACGAGUACGCCAAAAGGCGUCAUCUUGAGUUCCUGUUCUUUGGUUAGGAGCUGGAUAAAACUAAAAACCGUAAAUUGGACCCCAGAAGUGGAGAAGUUACGAUGUAUUCAAGGUCUAAGAUUUUACAACAUCGGUUUGGUUGUACUGUCACAUACGGUGUUGACAUAUUUAGCAGUACCCACUUCGAACACAAAAUAUCCCGAAAAUAUGCACCAAUCGAACGGGGUGUUAUUUUUCUCCAGUGGCCCACUUUGUGUAGGAACCUUUUUCUUCAUAUCCUCAUUUCUGUUAUCUCAAUCUCUCUUUGAGUAUCUCAGUGACAAAAAAGGGAUUAAUAUGAAAAUGUAUAUUUUCGCCAUGGCAAACCGCUUUUUUAGGUUAGUACCAACAGUAUUUUUUGUAGUUUUGUUCCAUGCUACAUGGUUGCGUCAUUUUGGUGCCGGUCCGUUUUGGCAUGAUUUUAUAGGUGAGGAAUUUCGAAAAUGCCGCAAGAAUGGGUGGUCAAAUGUGUUAUUCCUUAACAACUUUGUCGAUAAAUACAACAUGUGCUUGCCGACAACUUGGUAUCUGGCAUUAGACACGCAAUUUUUUGCGUUUGGGAUACUUUAUAUAGGCUUCAUAAAGAAGUACGAAAAAUACGUCUGGCCCAUACUUGGAACAACCAUGCUGUUGAACAUGACCGCCACUUUUCUGCAAAAUUUAUAUUACGAUUUUCCAGCGCUUAUAUUUCCAACAGCGGAACUUCAGUACAAAUUGGAAGGACUUACACAUAAUUUUCAAUUCUAUACUCAGAUAGCCGGACACAUCGGUAAUUUCGGGGGCUAUCUUAAUGGCAUUGGAUUUGGAUACUACUACCAAAAGAAUAAAAACAAAAAAAUAUUUAACACCAAGUUUCGCGUCUUCGUAUGGUGGAUGUCAACGUUUGUGCUUGCUCUGAGCUAUAUUUUCAUUACAAGUUUGAUCUUCUUUAGAUGGUCUGUGGAACGAAGUCCACGGUGGGCUUCUCUAUACGUAGCCGUAUCAAGACCCUUAUUUACUUUUGUAAUAGGAAUUGGCUUACUUGGUUUUACAGAAGGUGUGGGGUGGCUGGCACUCAGAGUGCUUCAAUGGUCACCCUUGUAUGUUCUUGGAAGAUUGAAUUUUAGCGUUUACUUAAUACACUUGUCAUUUGCACUAAUUAGAUUAGCAUAUUGGCGAUACCCAGUAUAUGUAUCUGAUUACGUGAUGAGGUAUUUUGAGGAAAGAUCACAAAUAACAAAGAGAAUUUGCUUCAUCCCCGACGUUUCAACUUUUUUGCUACAUCUUCAGGGCCUACUGGAAAUGGUUGGAAUUGUCACAGCUACAACUUUCUUUUCGGAUAUGGUUGUUAGUUACAUAGGAGGUGCUGUUCUUACGCUGUGUAUUGAAAUGCCGGUUGCCGAACUGCAGAAACGUUUUUUUAGCCUGCCGGAGAAAGAAAAACCUGAAACUGAGAGCAAAGAACAAUAGUUGAAGUGUUAUUUUAGUCAAUAAAAAAUGUGUUGAACUUAACGAAA
Molecule: messenger RNA, 2202 nt
Organism: Cylas formicarius (sweet potato weevil)
Lineage: Eukaryota; Metazoa; Arthropoda; Insecta; Coleoptera; Brentidae
Product: O-acyltransferase like protein-like
Exons: 13
Coding region: 116-2155 (679 amino acids)
Molecular function (GO): acyltransferase activity, transferring groups other than amino-acyl groups
Source: RefSeq, a predicted model, not a curated record